AGGCAGAGUAAGCUGCUUGCUGUUGCAUUACUGCCGUUGCAGCCAUCACCAGUAGUCCACUGCCUACCCUGUUUCCCCAUUUUUCUUAUAUAUCUCUCUGUAUUCCCAAAUCCCAUAUUCCCAAAGAACCCUUUCCUUCCUUGUUUUCCCCUCUCUUCUUGCCGUUGAAAAUCUCCCCAAUCUUCAUCUUCUCCAGAAUCAUCGAUUGUCUCCCUCUGAUUUCCCCUCUGAUUUCCCCAGUCCAUACGCAAAUGCAUCCAGCAAAGCGCAGCCACAGGUUCUUCAAGUUCAGAAUCCCACCUCCAGCUUCGUCUCUUUCCCUCUCCACCUAAAACAGAGCUGAUUUUGUAGUUGUCUUCUCUUCCUUUCGAUUCAAACCCCACCACCGAAAAAGACAGUGCCCAGAUAACAACAGACCCACAAAAAAAUUCCCUUCCUUUCUUUCACUUCCGUGUUGGAAUUCUUGUCACUUCCCUCCCCGCUUACCCCACUCACCAGGGAUUCAAACGGGAAAAAGUAAAACCCUAUAGGAGAGGGGUGCGAUUGUCAGUUUUAAAAUCUAUCAAGCGAGAGAUACCCUAUCUACUCUGUUUCUCUCUGGUCUCAUCAAAUGGUUGCCAAAACAGAGUACACCCACUUCUCGCGUGCGGCGGAGGAGUUGGUGGCCGGCUCGGGUUGGAUUCUGCUUCGGAUUGAUUACUCCCGCCUCUUCUGGCUCCUCUUUCGCCACUUCUCCUACGAAAACCACGAGGGGAAGCCGAGGAUCGUUUGAUUUUUUCAAACCCUCUACUCAAAACCCUCUUCUUCCCUAGCUCUCUGUUUGCUUUCUUCACUCUGUUUUCCUUCCUCGAUUGUAAAGUUAUUGCCUUUAGUUACAAAAGUUUGAGUCAGUUUUUCGAGUUGUUUGAAAUUUUAAACCAUGAACGGCAAGACAGCUGUUAACCUCGCCAACGACGGCCGUGGCCGCCCAGCCGCGGAUCAGGGCUAUGUCGAGACCGAUCCCACCGGGCGUUAUGGACGGUUCAAUGAAGUACUUGGUAAAGGAGCAAUGAAAAAGGUAUACAAGGCAAUUGAUGAGUUCCUUGGAUUGGAAGUAGCAUGGAACCAGAUCAAACUCAAUGACGUGCUUCGCAGGCCAGAUGAUCUGGAGAGGCUCUACUCUGAAGUUCAUCUUCUCAGUACCCUAAACCAUCCUUCCAUCAUUCGGUUCUAUACUUCGUGGAUCGAUACUCGUCACAGGACUUUCAACUUCAUCACUGAGAUGUUCACCUCUGGGACUCUGAGAGAGUACAGGAGGAAAUACCAGCAAGUGAGCAUGCGAGCGAUUAAGAGAUGGGCUCGACAAAUCUUACAGGGCCUUGUGUAUCUACAUAGCCAUGAUCCUCCAGUAAUUCAUAGAGACCUGAAAUGUGACAACAUUUUUGUAAAUGGUCAUCUUGGACAAGUCAAGAUUGGUGAUUUGGGCCUUGCAGCUGUUCUCAGGGACUGCCAAUCAGCUCACAGUGUAAUAGGCACACCAGAGUUCAUGGCUCCGGAAUUAUAUGAAGAAGAUUACAACGAGCUAGUUGAUGUCUACUCAUUUGGGAUGUGUGUUUUGGAGAUGAUGACAGCUGAAUACCCUUAUAGUGAAUGCGGUAAUCCAGCACAGAUAUACAAGAAAGUGACCUCAGGAAAGCUACCAGCAUCAUACUAUAGGCUCAAUGACUUGGAAGCACAGAGAUUCAUUGGGAAAUGCUUAGUUGCUGCUUCAAAUAGAGUAUCGGCAAAAGAUCUAUUGUUGGAUCCUUUUCUGGCACCAGAACCUGUUAUUAAAGGGAUUGAAAGUCCUAAACCUUUCCUGAGUAAUGGAGAACUGAAUAAACUGCAAUUGGAGGAGGAUGAUGACCCACCUAGGACAGAAAUGAAAAUCACAGGGAAAUUGAACCCGGAAGAUGAUACAAUCUUUCUUAAAGUGCAGAUUGUCAACAAAGAUGGUUCUGCUCGAAAUGUGUUCUUUCCGUUUGAUAUACUACAUGAUACUCCGAUGGAUGUUGCAACGGAGAUGGUGAAAGAGCUUGACAUUGUUGAUUGGGAACCAUCUGAAAUUGCUGGAAUGAUUGAUCAAGAGAUUUCAGCUCUGGUGCCAGACUGGGAACACUCUGAUUAUGAAGGCAAUAAUAGACAUCAGAAGUGUGAUUAUGAUGAGCAUAGUCAUGCUUAUAACUCUUCCUCGUCAUAUUCAUCCUCCCAGUCAUCAUCAUUCAUGGGUACAACCCUUUGGCUACAAGAUAACUUGUACUAUGAUGAUGCCAGCUCGCAAAGCUCUUCACAGUCAGGAUCAUCACAUUCCAUCUUAACUUACACUUGUGAUGAUGAUGAUCAUACGAGCACAAGGAGAGAUAAACAUCCCAUCGUGUCAAAAACUCACAACUCAAGAAGAUUUUGUCCAACAGGAAAUUCGAAGUCUGAGGGGCAAGCACUAGCUAGAACUGCAUACAAAAACUGCAUGUCGUUGCUCGAGUCGCAACACCAACACCAUGGAGGUCAUGGCUCUGGAGACAGAAGGACCAGCUUGACGAGGAACCAGUCGCUAGUUGACGUUCACAGCCAGUUGCUGCACCGGUCAUUAGUAGAAGAGGUUACCAAGAGGCGACUGUUCAAUACAGUUGGAGCCGUUGAAAAUAUUGGUUUCCAGGGACCUCCUCCUGAUGUUUCUGAAAGACAGUCAAGGAGAAGAAACUGAUCGAUCACAAGGAUGUUGAUCAUAAAGUUGCUUCUGACAAGUAGGGGGAACAAAGCAAUCACCUGGCUUUCUGACAGCAUCAAUCAGGUGAUGUGUAGAUAUUAAAAUAGGGGGUGUGAAUAUGUAUAUGUAGUAUGUUUGUGAAACGUUGUGGCUUGCAAUAAAGUUUUCACCUUUCAUCUCCCAUAUGAAUGAGCGUGGAGUAUCAUGAAUUUUCCAUACGAUCCAGCCUUCUGAAACAAGGAAGAACUCUUACCAUCCAGUUUGGUAAUCUAAUUUUAUCACCAGGUUGCUAAUUUCAUGAAUGUACUUCUGUUCACCGUUUUACAAAUUGCCAGAU
Linum tenue is the source of this 3062-nucleotide messenger RNA. The record is from the annotation of a GenBank genome assembly. NCBI's taxonomy places the organism in Eukaryota, Viridiplantae, Streptophyta, Magnoliopsida, Malpighiales, Linaceae.